AUGGAUUCAUCAGAAACAAAAAGUGAACAUGGUGAUAACAAAAUCAAUGAUCCCACCACUCUAACCUUCCGCUAUAUCCAACCGGAAUUAACCCUCACACUCGAAGAGAUCGAACGUCUUCAAGACGAUAAUUUAAAUUCCCUUUAUACCCGCAAGAAGCUCCAUUUACUUCUUGAUUUAGAUCACACACUAGUUCAUGCUAGGGAGACCGUGACAUUCAAGUCCGAGGAGAUCAAAUCCUUCAAAAACAUGAACGAUGUGUUCGAAAUAUUUAAUGGUAGUUUUAUAGUGAAGUUAAGGCCGGGUGUUCGCGAAUUCCUUAGGGAAGCUAGCUCCAUGUUUGAUUUGUCUAUAUAUACUCGAGGCGAGCGAAGCUAUGGACAAACCAUGCGUGACAUACUCGAUUCUAAGGAAGGUGGUGAGUCGAUGUUUUCGUACGUGAUUGCUAAGGAGGAUUGCUUAAAAGCGGAACGAAAAGGUUUAGACAAUGUCAAAAAAGAAGGAAAAAGAAUGGACAAAGAGUUAAUUAGGGUUUUGAGGGUUUUAAGGGAAGUCCAUAAUUUAUUUUAUUUUGAUGACAAAUUUAAGUAUGUUGAUCAAAGAGAUGUGCGAGAUGUGCUCAAACGUGUUAUGAGGAGACCGUUAACUAUUUUGAAUCGGGUCACAAGGAAGAUCGGUAGAUUCUUGGUAUGUCUUGAAUCUAAUUAUUACUCCUAUUUCAUUAAAUUUUAUUUGUGUUUAAGGAAAUUAAUUAGGAAAUAAGUUAGGACUUAUUUGGUAUUGUUUUUUAUUUACACUUUUCUGUUCUUGGUUUUCAAAUUUAUCAUGAUUUUAAUAAGUCUGUCUAAUUUUUGUUUUAU
Chenopodium quinoa (quinoa) is the source of this 860-nucleotide messenger RNA. RefSeq names its product RNA polymerase II C-terminal domain phosphatase-like 4. The transcript has 2 exons. Lineage: Eukaryota; Viridiplantae; Streptophyta; Magnoliopsida; Caryophyllales; Amaranthaceae. The coding region runs from base 1 to 762 and encodes 253 amino acids. The record is from RefSeq and is a predicted model, not a curated record. Gene Ontology annotation, molecular function: RNA polymerase II CTD heptapeptide repeat phosphatase activity.